GUAAAACAUUUGACAAGAAGCCAAAGAUGUGACUUACCGUAUGCAAACAUUCACGUAUUGAAAAUUUUCCACAAGCAUCGUUUGUUUUUUUAAACUGUUGAUACGUUUAUCAGAAAAGGAAACAGAAAACAAAAUUUCAUUCUAUUUAAACAAAAUGCGUCGAUCGGACCAAAAACGAUCAAAACAUGACAAUAUUCCGGGCAAUAAAUCCAGAUUGUUCAAUACUUAUAGUUCAGCAAAUAUUCCAUACGAUGGUCAGCGACAAUUCUAUAAUCCCUCAACGGAUCGUCCUGAACCAUCAGCACCACCAGAAUCGGAUAAUAAUCCUGUCAGUUCGGAAUAUACACCAUUAUUGGAAAAUUUUACCGAACGAUUUAUAAAUAGAUCUCAAGGACCUGUUCCAGGUAGUAUUGUUGAUACCACUUCAGUAUCAUCAACAAUAACAACAUCGACAGCAACAAAUAAUAAUUUGGCACCACAACAAUCCGUUACUGUGAUACCGUCACCUGUUGUUCCGCCAGAAUUAUUACUUAUUCAUUAUCAACAAUCACCAUUCAAUCCAAAUCUAGUUGCAUCUGAUAUAUCAUCACUUUCAUCAUACUCAAAUGGUGAUGAUGAUGCUCAAAAUGAUCAUAAUCAACCAAGAAGUCGAAUGGUUGGAAUAUCCGACGGAUGUUAUUCAAAAUUUCGACUUCAUUGCUGUCAAACAUUUUGGUAUCUGUCACAAACGAUACUCAUUCUAAGUUUGAUAGUCUAUAAUUUCGGUUCAACUUUUGCCCCAUCAAUUUAUUCAUCAUUAGUGAUAACACCUAAUUUUGUCCAUGCAAAUACAUCACAUUCACAAAUGGUUACGUUUGAUUUUUUCGCUUUAACUACCGUUCAAUUUACAAUGUCACUAUUAGCCCUAAUUGGAAGUCUAAUUCUUUUGUAUUCUGCAUCUCGUGUCAUACAUCGAUUACGUCGACGUGUUCAUCUUCGAAAUCUUAAACAAAUCUCUCGUUCGGCUACCAGUAAUUUUGCUCAAUCAUUCUCGUCAACAGCUGUAUCUACAAACGAAACAAUAUCUGAUUCAGAAUCGACAACAACUAUAAUAACAUCGGAAAUGAUCAUUUUCGAAACUCUUGGUUCAACAAUGGCUCGGAUUUUUUCAUUAAUAAUGUUGAUCCAUCAAUUUUGUAUAUGUUCAAUGUAUAUUCAUCUAAUUUAUGAUUAUUUCGAUAUGAUUAUUUUAUCAUCAGAAUCGAUAUUAUCAUCUGAUUGGAUCAAUUAUCUUGGCAUUAAUAGUGAUCGUAAAUGGUAUCUUGAUCAUCUAGUACUUGGUUCAAUUUGGCUUACAUUAAUGGUCUCAAUCAUUGUCGCAUUGGCUACAACAUCUUUUAUUUGGUCUCGGAGACAGCAAGAUUGGCAAACAAUACAAUUUACUCGUCUUUAUUUACUUCAGAUCUUGAAAAUUUUGGCCAUUUUGAUUAGUUUCAUAACCUUAAUAAUUUUGCCAUUUGUAGGUAUUCAUAUUUACCUGCGACAAAAUCUUCAAAUGAACAAGAAAAUUCAGCUAAACAAGUCAAUCGCCAAUCAAUCAUCUAUCGGACAUAUUCCUAAUCCUUUUCCACCUUUCGAUCUAUGUAUGAACGAUUGGUAUGCAUCAUUAUUUGGCGCCAUACCAAUACUUCUGAUGCCUUUUCAUCUAAAUGAAAUAUUAAUCAUGUUAAUGUAUUCACGUUAUGAUUAUCAAUAUUAUCGUCGACGUUUACAAAUAUUCGAUAAUGGUGAAGUAUUUGGUCAAAAUGAUAAUAAUAGUGAGCAACGACAUCUAUUGAUUAGCGAUCAGCAACAAAUGAUGAAUUCCAAUUAUCAAAGUAUACGAUAUCCUGAUGCAUCCGUUUCACGUUCAUCACCGAUAAUUACUGAAGAAUCCGGUGAUCCACUUUUAUAUCUAGCAUCAAUGCAAUCAAUGAAACGAUCUUCAGUAUCAUCUUUCUUUUUUCGUUCAUAUUCAUCGAUUCGUAAUUGGUUCAUAAUGAUCGCAUUUUUUAUUCUUUUGUUUCAAGUUUUUAUGAAUAUUUUCUAUUUCCAUCCAAUUGAUACGAAAAUAAUCAACUCCACUGUGAUUGAAUUGAAUUUUAUUCCUAAUUAUUUGAAAGAAAAAUCAAUAUAUGUAAUGGUUGCAUCGAUUGUUUUUUUGCUGAAUGCAACAAUUCUAUAUUUAUUAAUGUUAUUUCGUGGAAAAUUGGCACUAGAUUGGUUACGAUAUGGACAACAAUAUUUACAGAAAUCAGUGUUUGUAACACGUUUUAAUUUUUGGACACCAUAUAUUAUCUGGAAUUGUUUAGCAUUAAUCAUUAGUUUAGCUUUGGAAUAUUUGCAACGAUUUUUACAAAUUCAAAUAUGGUUAUUAGGAUUAACAACACUCAUCAUUUUAUUACUUUAUCCAUCAAUGUUAUUAAUGUAUUUUGCUGGCAAAACAUUACGAUCGUCAACAUUAAAUAAUACUACUAAUAAUACGAAUCGUCAAGAAUCGAUUUCACAACGAUUUCGACCCUUACGAUGGCCAUGGUUUUUUCUUUUCAUAUCAAUCUUUUUAUUUUCAACAACAAUGACAUAUUUAAUUUUCUGGAUAUACGGAUUCUGGUAUGAUGAAAAAGAUUUUAGUUAUUUCAUUCGAAUACAACAUCAAUAAUGUAAUUUGUGAUUAUUUUCUGUUUGUUUGUUUUUUUCUUUAUUUGUUUCUACUAAUAAUUAUUCAUGUUUAAUUAAUUAUUUUUGUUAUACUAAUUAUC
Messenger RNA from Dermatophagoides pteronyssinus (European house dust mite), 2777 nucleotides. RefSeq lists its product as uncharacterized. The record is from RefSeq and is a predicted model, not a curated record. NCBI's taxonomy places the organism in Eukaryota, Metazoa, Arthropoda, Arachnida, Sarcoptiformes, Pyroglyphidae.